Messenger RNA from Columba livia (rock pigeon), 4034 nucleotides. It is a transcript of the gene PGC, whose product is annotated as progastricsin. NCBI's taxonomy places the organism in Eukaryota, Metazoa, Chordata, Aves, Columbiformes, Columbidae. The record is from RefSeq and is a predicted model, not a curated record. Gene Ontology annotation, molecular function: aspartic-type endopeptidase activity. Gene Ontology annotation, biological process: proteolysis.
UUUCCAGGUCUCCCUCCCCUGAAGCAGUAACGUCUCUGUCCUCCUGUGUUCUGCCUGGAGCAACCAACCUGCUGUCUCCCACCCGGCUGGUCCCACUGCAGAGAGCUUGAACAAAACAGAGAUCAUCAUCAUGGAGCGGCUGAUCCCCGCCCUGGUUUGGGAAGUUAAAUGUUAGACCGAGAGCCCAGCAGUUCAUUUCAGGAGCCGUUCUCAUGGUUGCCUGGGAAAGGAGGAAUAUUUAGAUUAAGGUGGCUGGAAGCGGUUCAUCUGCGUAAUACAGCCGGUGUUUUGGAAAUAAACCGCUGAAAGCAGCUUGGGCAGCGCGGGGCGCAGGGGACGUGUGUGCGGUUCACACACAGCUGCCCCGGCCGUGCCGCCGCGGCUACCGCCGCCCGUUCUCGGCUGGCAAACCGCGCAGAGAGCAGUUCUGCUCCAGGCAGAGCCUACAGAGCUGCUUCAACUUAACCACACCGAGCAAGGCUUUUAAGUGAUGAGAGCGUUAACUCCAGUGGGGUUUGGCACCUUCGGGAGGGGUUUGAGCUGGCGCGGUGCUUACAAGAGCAACAGGGAAGCUCCUGCCAGUCCCGUGUUCGUGGUUGUUAAGCUCCGUGCUGCUGUUUGUUGAGGUGAACAGCAAGAGCGGGUGUCUGGGGCAGAGACACAGGAACCAGGCUGGUAAAUUGUGCUGGAGUCGGGACCGGUCACUUCUCUGUGUUUUUGCCGUGGGUAGAGGGGAGCCUGGAGCAGAGCAGGACGUUCAGGGUGAUGCCGAGGUCCCGGGCAGGUGUCUGUCCCGGUGGCGCUGCUGUCCGCAGGCAGGACGGGGCUCCGGGCCCUGGAUCCCGCUGCAGAGCCCGUUUCUAACCCUGCGAAACGCUCCGUCGAGAGCUCCCGGCCUUCGGGAGACGGUGCCGCCCCUGCCCCGGCUGUUUGCUCUGCUGGAGCCCGGCACACCGACAGCUGCCGGCCAGCCUGGGGUCAGGAAUCGCCAAAAGUGGAAUCCGUGUGUGUGCUGUAGAGGGCACCUGAUUCCUUUGUCUUCUGGCAAGGCCGAGUCCCCGUGGGGACCUGCAGAUAACACUCGCUAUAUCGACGUUUUGAUAACUGCUCUUUGCUUUCAGCCAGAAUUUGCUUUUUUUAUCCCAUCUUAAUAAGUUGAUCUUCCUAUCAAUUCUGCUAACAAACAAGAUAAUUGCUUUAUUAUAGUCUCAAUAUCCACCAAAGGACACACACUCCCAGGUGCUCCCGAGGGAAUAAAAUCCGUGCGGAGCGUCGACACGGGAUGAGGACAGUGACAGUGACAGUGGAGACACCAGCGGGACCAGGAGAGCUCUAGAAAGCAUUUCAUAGGAUCGCAGAACACUUUGGGCUGGAAGGGACCUUAAAGAUCACGUAGUUUGAACCCCCCUGAUUAUUUUUGCCUGGCUCCCUCCUCGCUGAGACGUGUCGCUCCUGAGCUUGGACAAGCUGAUCCUUGAAUACUAAGCAGAGUUUUGGGGCCCCUCUUCCCUCCAGGGCUUUGUCCCCUGAUGUUCUGCAAGCGGGUCCCUCGAGAGGCCACAUUUGCUCCCUGAGCGCCGGGCAGGGCUUUGCUGUGCACCCUGAACCACGCCAAGGCUGCCCCGGCGCUUCGGCUUCUAACUGCAAACAGCUUGCUCGGUUUCCUAGAAAAUAUUUAAGUUGUGACCAAAAAUAUUUUGGUCCAUUUGUUAGAAAAAUAUUUGGGUUAUAACCAAAAAUAUUUUGGGCCAUUUGCUAGAAAAUAUUGAGGUUAUAACCGAAAACGCCGGGGUGUUUGUUGGCAGUUCGGGAGGUCUGUGUUUGCCGUGCAAUUUUUCCACAGGAAAAAGAAAGUGAAUGGGGAAUUUCCUGGUUUUCUGGGCUGGUGCAGGACCCGGCGGUGGGUUAAACCGCCCCAUGCAGGAGGAACAGCACCUGCCUCCUAACGCAGGGUGGAGAGGGAAUUGGUUGCUUCAGAAAAUUGUUUUUAAAAUAAAAUAAAAUAUGGGAUUUCUGUCUAGAAUAGUGUGAAAGCGGGAGCAGGAUUGCGGUGAGUGACAUGUGGAAAUGAGCAGUACCCGGAGGAGAGGAUGCUGAAGGACUGGGAGGCUGAAGAAGAGCUGGGGGAGCACAGAGCAGCACAGAAACCACGGCUGGGGAAGCACAAGGAGCCCCUGGGGCUGGGGAGCGGAGCUGCAGCCCCAGCCCUGGGAAAGCGCCCGCGUUUCCAUCCCUCCUCCCGCCAGAAGGUCCCGGCCGGGCGGAAGAACCGCAGACAAGAGUCCGACGCGUUUUCCAUCCUGCGCCAAAAAAGCCGCGAGCGCCUUUGUUUUGGGCAAAGGUUUGAGGCGGUUCUGACGAACACGAUAACGCCCCAGCGCGCUGACGUUGUGGGUCACUCCUCUCCCCGCGGCGAUAAGAGCCGGGCGCUUAUCGGAUGGUAACGCUUUGAUCUCGCUACCCAAGACGUGUGCUGCUCUACUCUCACCUGAGCACCUCGCUAAGGACACAAACUCCUCAACAUCCUCCUGGCCCAAAAUACAAAGAAAGCCUUGAAGCCGGGGCUGCGCGGGGUGGUAAUGGAAAACGGAGGUCAGCAGAUAAGCGGGUAUAAAAGCGGGGAGCCCGCGCAGCUCAGCCGGCUGCUGCGUCGCGGAGAAGGCGCUCGGGGAGCCCGGGGUGACAACUGCAGCAUGAAGCGCCUGGUCCUGGCCCUGCUGUGUCUGCAGCUCUCGCAGGGGCUGGUGAGAAUCAAGCUGAAGAAAGCCAAGUCUAUACGGGACAAAAUGAGGGAGGCCGGCGUGCUGGAGGACUACCUGAAGAAUGUUAAAUACAAGCCAGCCAGUGAGGCCCAAGUUGUGUAUGAGCCGAUAACCAACCACCUGGAUUCCUCCUACUUCGGGGAGAUCAGCAUCGGGACCCCGCCGCAGAACUUCUUGGUGCUUUUUGACACCGGUUCCUCCAGCCUCUGGGUUCCCUCCACCUACUGCCAGAGCCCACCGUGCUACAAUCACGCCAAGUUCAAUCCCAGCGCGUCCUCCACCUUCACCAGCAGCAACCAGACCUACAACGUCUCGUACGGCAGCGGCACGCUCACGGUGCUGCUGGGCCGCGACACGCUGAGGAUCCAGAACAUCACGGUCACAAACCAGGAGUUUGGGCUCAGCAAGAACGAGCCAACCCAGUCGUUCUACUAUGCGGAUUUUGACGGGAUCCUGGGGAUGGGCUACCCCUCGCUGGAGUCGGGAGGAAUGGCCACCGUGCUGCAGGGCUUGCUGCAGCAGAACCAGCUCGCCCAGCCCAUCUUCAGCAUCUACUUCUCUCGCGAACCCGCCUACAACUAUGGGGGAGAGCUCAUUCUUGGGGAAGUUAACACUCAGCUCUUCCGUGGGGACAUUCUGUGGGCAGCGGUGACCCAGCAGCGUUACUGGCAGGUGGCACUUGAUGAGUUUGGUAUCGGAGACAUGGUGACGGGCUGGUGCAGGCAGGGCUGCCAGGCCAUCGUGGACACGGGGACAUUCCUGCUGACGGUGCCCCGGGAGUACAUGGGCAGCUUCGUUGAGGCCGUGGGUGCCCAGCAGACCAGCUAUGGGUAUGAGGUUGAGUGUGAUGAGAUCCAGAACAUGCCCACCAUCACCUUCAUCAUCAGCGGCGUUCAGCUCCCGCUCUACCCCUCCGCCUACGUCCUGAACAACAAAGGCUACUGCAUUCUGGGGGUCGAGGCCACCUACCUGCCCCCCCAGAACGGGCAGCCGCUCUGGAUCCUGGGGGACGUCUUCCUCAGGGAGUAUUACACCGUGUUUGACAUGGCUGACAACCGCGUUGGCUUUGCCCCGGCGGUGUAGAGGAGCGCAGCAGCAAAUCCAGCCCCUCUCCUGGCCACACACAGCACAGCCAGCGUUGCUGGAGCACGACAGGGUUCCUAUGGACCUUUAUGUCCCUUUACAUGCCUGCGUGGCUCCCCAUCCCUCCGGGAUUUCUGUGUAAGGGUGUUCUUACAGUCUCCUGUUACAAAUAAACCCCAACAUCCCAAA